This is a messenger RNA of Mandrillus leucophaeus (drill), 7320 nucleotides long. RefSeq names its product synaptojanin 2 (gene SYNJ2). The transcript is spliced from 27 exons. Gene Ontology annotation, biological process: phosphatidylinositol dephosphorylation; synaptic vesicle endocytosis; brain development. Bases 102 to 4523 code for a protein of 1473 amino acids. Gene Ontology annotation, cellular component: perinuclear region of cytoplasm; presynapse. Lineage: Eukaryota; Metazoa; Chordata; Mammalia; Primates; Cercopithecidae. The record is from RefSeq and is a predicted model, not a curated record. Gene Ontology annotation, molecular function: RNA binding; phosphatidylinositol-4,5-bisphosphate 5-phosphatase activity.
UGAAACUCUGGGAAGUUGCGGGCGCGCUGGGAGCUGUAGCGGGCAGUGCGCCCUCGGGGGGACGUGGCCCCGGCCUCCGCCCGCAGCGGGCCCGACCCCUCAUGGCCCUGAGCAAAGGGCUGCGGCUGCUGGGGCGCCUGGGGGCCGCGGGGGACUGCAGCGUGCUGCUGGAGGCGCGCGGCCGCGGCGACUGCCUGCUGUUCGAGGCCGGCACGGUGGCCACGCUGGCUCCAGAAGAAAAGGAAGUCAUUAAAGGACAGUAUGGCAAGCUCACGGACGCGUACGGCUGUCUGGGGGAGCUCAGGCUGAAAUCUGGUGGCACGUCUCUGAGCUUCCUGGUGUUGGUGACAGGCUGCACAUCUGUGGGCAGAAUUCCAGAUGCUGAAAUCUACAAAAUCACCGCCACCGACUUUUACCCUCUUCAGGAAGAGGCCAAGGAGGAGGAACGCCUCAUAGCUCUGAAGAAAAUCCUCAGCUCAGGGGUGUUCUAUUUCUCGUGGCCCAACGAUGGUUCUCACUUUGACUUGACUGUCCGCACGCAGAAGCAGGGGGACGACAGCUCUGAGUGGGGGAACUCCUUCUUCUGGAACCAGCUGUUGCACGUGCCCUUGAGGCAGCACCAGGUGAGCUGCUGUGACUGGCUGCUAAAGACCAUCUGCGGAGUGGUGACCAUUCGCACCGUGUACGCCUCCCACAAGCAGGCCAAGGCCUGCCUCAUCUCUCGUGUUAGCUGCGAACGCACAGGCGCUCGCUUCCACACCCGUGGCAUCAACGACGAUGGCCAUGUGUCCAACUUCGUGGAGACAGAGCAGACGAUUUACAUGGACGAUGGAGUGUCAUCUUUUGUCCAGAUCAGAGGCUCCGUUCCACUGUUCUGGGAGCAGCCAGGGCUUCAGGUUGGCUCCCAUCAUCUGAGACUCCACAGAGGCCUGGAAGCCAACGCCCCUGCUUUCGACAGGCACAUGGUGCUUCUGAAGGAGCAGUACGGGCAGCAGGUGGUCGUGAACCUUCUGGGAAGCAGAGGCGGAGAGGAGGUGCUCAACAGAGCCUUCAAGAAGCUGCUCUGGGCUUCUUGCCACGCAGGCGACACGCCUAUGAUCAAUUUUGACUUCCAUCAGUUUGCCAAAGGCGGGAAGCUAGAGAAAUUGGAGACCCUCUUGAGGCCACAGUUAAAGCUGCACUGGGAGGACUUUGAUGUGUUCACGAAGGGGGAGAACGUCAGUCCACGUUUUCAGAAAGGCACUUUGCGGAUGAACUGUCUUGACUGCCUGGACCGAACCAACACUGUGCAGAGCUUCAUUGCGCUCGAGGUCCUGCAUCUGCAGCUCGAGACCCUGGGGCUGAGUUCAAAACCCAUUGUUGACCGCUUUGUGGAGUCCUUCAAAGCCAUGUGGUCUCUGAACGGCCACAGCCUGAGCAAGGUGUUCACAGGCAGCAGGUCCCUGGAAGGGAAGGCCAAGGUGGGGAAGCUGAAGGAUGGAGCCCGGUCCAUGUCUCGAACCAUCCAGUCCAACUUCUUCGACGGGGUGAAGCAGGAGGCCAUCAAGCUGCUGCUGGUUGGGGACGUCUACGGCGAGGAGAUGGCAGACAAAGGGGGCAUGCUGCUGGACAGCACAGCGCUCCUGGUGACUCCCAGGAUCCUGAAAGCUAUGACUGAGCGUCAGUCUGAAUUCACAAAUUUCAAGCGGAUCCGGAUUGCCAUGGGGACCUGGAACGUGAACGGAGGAAAGCAGUUCCGGAGCAACCUGCUCGGGACGGCGGAGCUGACCGACUGGCUGCUCGACUCGCCCCAGCUCUCGGGCGCUGCCGAAUCCCAGGAUGACAGCAGCCCAGCUGACAUAUUUGCUGUGGGAUUUGAAGAGAUGGUGGAAUUGAGCGCAGGGAAUAUUGUCAAUGCCAGUACUACCAACAAGAAGAUGUGGGGUGAGCAGCUUCAGAAAGCCAUUUCACGCUCUCAUAGAUACAUUCUCUUGACUUCGGCACAGCUGGUGGGCGUCUGUCUUUAUAUCUUUGUACGUCCAUACCAUGUCCCGUUCAUCAGGGACGUGGCCAUCGACACAGUGAAGACGGGCAUGGGGGGCAAGGCGGGGAACAAGGGCGCCGUCGGCAUCCGCUUCCAGUUCCACAGCACCAGCUUCUGCUUCAUAUGUAGCCACCUGACAGCCGGACAGUCCCAGGUGAAGGAGCGGAAUGAAGACUACAAGGAGAUCACCCAGAAACUCUGCUUCCCAAUGGGGAGAAAUGUUUUUUCUCAUGAUUAUGUAUUUUGGUGCGGCGAUUUCAACUACCGCAUUGAUCUUACUUAUGAAGAAGUGUUCUAUUUUGUUAAACGCCAAGACUGGAAGAAACUUCUGGAAUUUGAUCAACUACAACUACAGAAAUCAAGUGGAAAAAAUGUUUUUAACCAAAGGCCCCAAAGCAUCCGAAGCCUGGCUUCAAGGUCGAGGAGUAAGGAGGAUGAGUCUGGGACAUGGGGUGUAGCUGGAGAACUCAACCUUCUGGACAGUGAUUUAGAUGUUGACACCAAAGUCAGACACACGUGGUCUCCUGGUGCCCUCCAGUAUUACGGCCGUGCGGAGCUACAAGCGUCUGAUCACAGACCCGUGCUGGCGAUCGUGGAGGUGGAAGUUCAGGAAGUCGAUGUGGGUGCUCGGGAGAGGGUUUUCCAGGAAGUAUCCUCUUUCCAGGGCCCCCUGGAUGCCACUGUUGUAGUAAACCUUCAGUCACCGACCUUAGAAGAGAAAAACGAGUUUCCUGAGGACCUGCGUGCUGAGCUCAUGCAGACCUUGGGGAAUUAUGGGACAAUUGUUCUUGUCAGGAUCAACCAAGGGCAGAUGCUGGUGACUUUUGCAGACAGUCACUCGGCUCUCAGUGUCCUGGAUGUGGAUGGUAUGAAGGUGAAAGGCAGAGCAGUGAAGAUUAGACCGAAGACGAAGGACUGGCUGAAAGGUUUGCGAGAGGAGAUCAUUCGGAAACGAGACAGCAUGGCGCCCGUGUCUCCCACUGCCAACUCUUGUUUGCUGGAGGAAAACUUUGACUUCACAAGUUUGGACUAUGAAUCAGAAGGGGAUAUUCUUGAAGAUGAUGAAGACUACUUGGUGGAUGAACUCAGUCAGCCUGGAGUCUCGGACAGUGAACUUGGGGGAGACGACCUCUCUGAUGUCCCUGGUCCCACAGCACUGGCUCCUCCCAGCAAGUCACCUGCUCUCGCCAAAAAGAAGCAGCAUCCAACGUACAAAGAUGACGCGGACCUGGUGGAGCUCAAGCAGGAGCUGGAAGCCGUCGGGGAGUUCCGCCACCGUUCUCCGAGCAGGUCUCUGUCGGUCCCCAACCGGCCUCGGCCACCUCACCCCCCGCAGAGACCCCCCCCUCCAACUGGUUUAAUGGUGAAAAAGUCGGCUUCAGAUGCAUCCAUCUCCUCUGGCACCCGUGGGCAGUAUUCAAUUUUGCAGACCGCAAGACUUCUGCCAGGAGCACCUCAGCAACCACCCAAGGCUCGGACUGGAAUAAGUAAACCUUAUAAUGUCAAGCAGAUCAAAACCACCAAUGCCCAGGAGGCAGAAGCAGCAAUCCGGUGUCUCCUGGAAGCCAGAGGAGGCACUUCCGAAGAAGCCCUAAGUGCCAUGGCUCCAAGGGCCCCCGAAGCAUCGUCUGAACCAGAGCCCAUACCGGGGGCAGCCAAACCAGAGACCCCACAGGUGCCCCCGCUCCUGCCCCGUCGACCCCCACCCAGAGUUCCUGCCAUCAAGAAGCCAACCUUGAGAAGGACAGGAAAGCCCCUGUCACCGGAAGAACAGUUUGAGCAGCAGACUGUCCAUUUUACAAUCGGGCCCCCGGAGACAAGCCUUGAGGCCCCUCCUCUCGCGACAGUCCCUCAAGUCCCUCCUGUUCCCAAACCAAGAACAUUUCAGCCUGGGAAAGCUGCAGAGAGACCAAGCCAUGGAAAGCCGGCAUCAGACGAAGCCCCUCCUGUGGCAGGAGCCUCCGUGCCGCCACCUCUGGAGGCACCAUCUCUUGUGCCCAAGGUCCCCCCGAGGAGGAAGAAGUCAGCCCCCGCAGCCUUCCACCUGCAGGUCCUGCAGAGCAACAGCCAGCUCCUCCAGGGCCUCACUUACAACAGCAGCGACAGCCCCUCUGGGCACCCGCCUGCUGUGGGCGCCAUUCUUCCACAAGGGGACUUACUCAGCACUUCAUCUGCUACAAGCCCCGACAGCGAUGGCACCAAAGCGAUGACGCCAGAGGCAGCCCCUCUUCUUGGUGAUUAUCAAGACCCCUUCUGGAACCUUCUUCACCACCCUAAACUGUUGAAUAACACUUGGCUUUCUAAGAGCUCAGACCCUUUGGACUCAGGGACCAGGAGCCCUGAAAGGGAUCCCAUAGACCCAGUGUCAGUUGGCACUUCAGCUGUGAAGGCGGAGCUGCCACCAGAUCAUGAACACAAAACCUUGGGUCACUGGGUGACAAUCAGUGACCAAGACAAGAGGACAGCACUGCAGGUAUUUGACCCACUGGCAAAAACAUGACUGAGCAGCUUUGAAGGCUGCCCUCCUGUAGAAUGCAUACCUUCCUCCCUCUAGGGAGAUACCUAUUUAAAGGCACACUGGCCAAAACAUUUGUGCAUCUGUCACUCUUGUGUCGUUUACAAAAAUCGUGUCUCUUAUUCAGUAAGAUGGUUAGUCAGCCACCAAAAUAUCUUUCACUCAAGACUUGUACAUCUGAAGUUUCCUCUUCAAAGAGUGGGAACCUUCCUGUUAAAUUUGGUGUAUGGAUUUUAAGAAAGGAAUCUAGCAGAUGAGGCCCAAGAAGUUCUCACCCAUUGAGUUUUUAAAUGGUUGUUCAGUUCAUGUUGUACGUGGUGGGGAUUUGUCUUUGGUUUUAUUUGUAUUUUACAGAUUUGGUAUAACAUUUUGGGGAGCCACCUGAUGUAUAAAGUAAGGAUUAGAGAAAGAGGUCAUUGGGACCAUUAAUAGCUGUCCUGGCCCACUUAAACAAGGUUACAAAAAAUCAGAGUCAACCUAAUGACUAGACAGUACAUUCCCAUGAGCCUUCGUGUUUAACUGUGUACAUGUGCAUUAACCUUGAUGAUGGGUGAAUCCCGGGGGAGCUGGGGUCAUACACCGCUUUGCCUUUAAAGCAUAUAUCAUUAGCUUAACCUUAUUUUAAACUAGCUGAAGCCUCCUGUGCCGUGUCUUAGACAUUGCAUCCCCUUUCAAUUAUUAUAAUCCUGAGCUGUGGUGUGCUACUGGAACCAAUUUUUAUCCACCAUCUAAUCCUUAUUAAAUGAAACCUCACAGAUCCUUUUUUCCACUUAUAUUCCAUGCAUACCACAUAAAAGCACACAGUGUAAAAACUCAUGCUGACACGUGAUACUGAUUCUCAUUGUUAGAAUAUGGAGAGUGUUUCAACCGCGUCUGUCCGGCUGGAGCUUCAGGAUGGAAAGUGUUAUGUGUCCCUGCAUAUAAGAAUCCCCAGGCCGGUGUUUCUGGGUUUGCUUGUCUAUAUGUUUAUUAGGUUUAUUUUUUGCCUAUACAUUUUUCCCACGUUUCCAACAGCACUUCUCACCUAUUCAAUAACUGAAAAAGACAUUACCAUAGUGCUUUACAUUUUUAAAGUAAUGUUACAAAGUCUAGAAUCCAUUUGGAUCAGAUACCAUGUUUUUGCUAUUUAAUAAGAAGUUCACUAGUGAAAUCUUACUGUACUGCCUGUCGUAUCUGGGAGCCUGGUACAGAGGCUUGUACAGCCGUGAUCAAGUGUCAUCCCUCACAUGACUGGGGAAUGUCUGUCCUAAACACUGACCGCUAGGAUGGUAAGGAUCAUCUUGCCUGGGCUAUGCCAUGCUCUUGUUACCAAUUAGACAUCUGGAAUUUCAGAAUUAGUUUUCAUUGUCACUAUCAAGAUAUAUUGCAGAUUACUUAAAUCUGGCCAUCAAAACAAAAGUUACAACACGUAUCUCUCUUCAUCUGAAAACUAAUACCUGGAAAAGGAUAACAGAAAAAGGAAUCCAUGACCCACAGAGUUAGACAGAUAAGAUGCAUAGUUAACCAAUCAUAAAAGGCGGUGUUUAAGUGAUCAGGAUUCCUUUAGUGGCAGUUACGUGCUUUAUAUGGCUUUUACCUCCAUAAUAAACACAAGAAAUAAACAGAAUGGUCCUUAACAGAGUCUGGGGGAGAGAGCAAGAUGGGUUGCUUGGAGAAGCUGGUUUGCCAAGAUACACAUCGCUAUUAACAGAGUCAUAAAUGAAAUGAAAUUGAAGAAUUCAUUCAAAUGCUUUUUUCCCUAUAACCUCUUUUCUUACCAAAAAGGAGGUAAAUUUGAAAACAGAUAAAUGUAACAACCAGUCAAAGAAACAGGGGAAAAGUAAGCUCCUCCAAAGUUGCUUGCAGUGCUGGAAAUAGAUCUCGUUUUUAGGUUUUCUCCUUGUUCCAGAUAGCACAUAAAUGGGACAGAGAAUAAAAUUUCUGCUAAAAUAGGUGCUCAUUUCCUAAGUAGCUCUUCAGAGUCUGACCGUACGUAAAAACACACAGAAUUGUGUUGACCUGGGGAGGUGAAUCACAAAGAAGUUACAAGGAGUUUAAGAGUUAAAUGUUAUUUGAUCAUGACUGUCAAAUUUAGUGAACAACAUAGAUUGGAUUUGGAGUUGGUAGUAGGUAUAGUUCUCAUACCAGAAUUCUCUUUAAAAAAAAAAAAAAAAAAAAAAAAGGACAAUUGGAAUUGCCUUAUUUAUUUUUAAAAUCAAUGCUUACUAGCUGGUAGGAUUCCCAGGUCAGCGGCAGAGUUGAUUAAAUAAUCUUGACAAUGAGCAGCUGCCGUCUUGGGGACUUCAUUCUGUGGUUUUUUAAAUAUUUCAUCUUUGAUGCUACCAUCCAGGGCUGCUUGUUGUGACCUUGUAGCUUAUUUCGUUCCUGCUGUUCUCUAACGUGUGCAGUUCACGCAGACUGGUUUAGGUACUUCACAACUCACCAUUGUUCUCUGACCCCAAGCCUAGUCCCUUUUACAUCACCAUCUUCUCAGAUUUCUUGCCUAUUCUUAAAAUAUGUUUUGGUUAAUGAUUGACUUAGGACAUCAGCUCAAGCAAUUCCUGUAACAGUUGAAAGUUGUUGAAGUUCAAGGCACAUAAUAAAAUUCUCUCUGAUGUGUGUGUAAGUAUAAACAAAGUACUGUAUCAAAGCGUUUGCUUUAUAAUGAAGUCAUUUCAUCUGUAAGGAAAGCUGCAAAGACUAUUGGGGGACUAGUGAUUAAUAAAAUCCUGUAAUAUUUUUUGAAGUGAAAAUUUGUACUGAAGUUGUACGUAAUACCUAUUAAAUGUUUUUGUCUUUUUUU